AUGUAUCACGGUACCGACAACAUACCCACGUGGAGCAGUAACGGAGCUGCCUUAGCGGAUAGAUUGGUAUUAGAACGUGUGGAAAGGGAUUUUACGCAUUAUUCUGAGCGUAUACCUACCAUGCAACAGGAAGAGUUCCAACGUCGGCAUAAGAUGGAUAUCGAACAGCAGCGUCGACAGGACCUCAUUGAAAUGAUCACAAAGGCUUGGAAGAUCGAUAAGAUCACCGAGUUCUUGAGUCCUCAAAUGACACCUCGGCGACUAAGGACCCGUAACACUAACCCAAACCGAGAUAUCUACAUGAACGUACAGGAAGACAAGCUAGAUCUAGCCUUACUAGAGCUAUUGUGUGAGCUUGCAAAGCUCACUACAGGAAGAACUGUAGAUGCAAGGAAGAUGCUGCUCAAACACUGGGCUUUGAGACAUCCUGACAAAGACAACCCCAGGGAUGAUGAGAAUCGAGGCCUUAUAAUUGAGGAUGUCGCUCAUGCUCUUAGCGACGCAAAGGAGAAAAGUAAUCAGAGCAGAGCUAUUUUGAAUCAAGAUGUUAGAUCUCUUCCGCUGCCAGUCGAAACUGGGCAGGGCAAGGAGAAAGUGUUUAGCUCUGUAGAUGCUGAUAGUACAGCGACACCUGUUUUCGGAGGACUAAGCUCUCAAGAUCAUACGGCAGAUGCUACACACAAGCGUAAGACUAUUGGAUCUGUUUCCAACAGUGAUUCCAUCCCGUUGAAGCAUCUCGGGAUACCUACGGCAGCAGAACCAGUGCCGUUUGACAGACUGGUACCAAUACACACAUCUGCCAAGUCAAUGGCGCCCCUUCAUGAUCCCAGUCAAGUCGGAUCGACGAGAAGAAACGUCGUGGUUGCCACCGGGGUCCCAAAAGGUGGACACAAGACUCCCCAAGUAUCGAGCGCGGGGAUCAAGAGACAGACGCCCGACGCCCUACAAUCAAGCACUAAGGAAGAAAGAACAGACAGAUGGAUCAGCGAGACACGUAAGCACGCUCCAGCAGCGCAUAAUGACAUUGGUGAUGCUGAUAAAAGUCCAGAAAAAGAGUCUACGACAGUCAUCCACUCUGAUGACUCGCCAGACAGCUCAUACCAGCCUCCCAAGCCGGUUGGGUCAAGGCGACCCAAGAGGAAGCGUUCCAUGCCUAAGGACGUACCCAUCUUAGACUCGGAGGGCCCAGCGAGGAAGACAAGGGUGGUAGGAGCACUACACACUCGGUCACAGGGGCCCUGUGACGAGCAGUCGCUAGCAGAGUCCUGGAAGACCGUAGUGGCAGAUUCCGACUUCCCCUCCAAUGACCUCGCCCCAAACCAUGAGCUUGUCCGGUGGCAGUCAGAUACUGUGGACAUCAACGAGACGCAGCGGGCGUACGCAGCUGCGCACCACGGCGGAAUGAGCCUGACGGAGAUGCGGAUGAGGUAUACCCUGGCUUCAACAUUUGUAGAUCGCAUUGAUGCCGAUCUCAAUCGACAGUUCUUGGGACUGUCGAUUUAUGAGGCCGAGCAAAGGGAGGCACAGGGCGAAUAA
Molecule: messenger RNA, 1536 nt
Organism: Pseudovirgaria hyperparasitica
Lineage: Eukaryota; Fungi; Ascomycota; Dothideomycetes; Acrospermales; Acrospermaceae
Exons: 5
Coding region: 1-1536 (511 amino acids)
Source: RefSeq, a predicted model, not a curated record